GAGUUGUGCGCCGGUCCCUGGGCCUGAGCUCGGCUCGGGCUGGGGCGCCUGCGAUGUCUCAAGAUGGCGGAGCUGGGCGAAUUAAAGGGGUCCAGGACAAAGCCUUCUAUGAAGGGACAAAUUGUGGAGGACCGGCUAGCAAGGCCUGCCCAUGACAAGGUCUCUUACAGAAUCACAGAAGGGAGUCUUUUAAAGAGAACUCUCCUCCCACCACCAUGCAGAGUCUUGAGCACAUGGUGAUGAGUUUCCGGGUGUCUGAGCUCCAGGUGCUCCUUGGCUUUGCUGGCCGGAACAAGAGUGGACGGAAGCACGAACUCCUAGCCAAGGCCCUACACCUCCUCAAAUCCAGCUGUGCCCCCAGUGUACAGAUGAAGAUCAAAGAACUUUACCGACGACGCUUUCCCCGGAAGACCCUGGGGCCCUCUGAUAUCUCUCUGCUCUCUUUGCCUCCUGGCACCUCUCCUGUGGGCUCCCCUGGCCCUCUAACUCCCAUUCCCCCAGCGCUUUUGGCUCCUGGCACCCUUCUGGGCCCCAAGCGUGAGGUGGACUUGCAUCCCCCUCUACCCCAGCCCGUGCACCCUGAUGUCACCAUGAAACCAUUGCCCUUCUAUGAAGUCUACGGGGAACUCAUCCGGCCCACCACCCUUGCAUCCACUUCUAGCCAGCGGUUUGAGGAAGCGCACUUUACCUUUGCCCUUACACCUCAGCAAGUGCAGCAGAUUCUCACAUCCAGAGAGGUUCUGCCAGGGGCCAAAUGUGAUUAUACCAUACAGGUGCAGCUAAGGUUCUGUCUCUGUGAGACCAGCUGCCCCCAGGAGGAUUAUUUCCCCCCCAACCUCUUUGUCAAGGUCAAUGGGAAACUGUGCCCCCUGCCGGGCUACCUUCCUCCCACCAAGAAUGGGGCUGAACCUAAGAGGCCCAGCCGCCCCAUCAACAUUACACCACUGGCUCGACUCUCAGCCACUGUUCCCAACACCAUUGUGGUUAAUUGGUCAUCUGAGUUUGGACGGAAUUACUCCUUGUCUGUGUACCUGGUGAGGCAGUUGACUGCAGGAACCCUUCUACAGAAACUGAGAGCAAAGGGUAUCCGGAACCCAGACCACUCUCGGGCACUGAUCAAGGAGAAAUUGACGGCUGACCCUGACAGUGAGGUGGCUACUACGAGUCUCCGGGUGUCACUCAUGUGCCCGCUAGGGAAGAUGCGCCUGACUGUUCCAUGUCGUGCCCUCACCUGCGCUCACCUGCAGAGUUUCGAUGCUGCCCUUUAUCUACAGAUGAAUGAGAAGAAGCCAACGUGGACAUGUCCUGUGUGUGACAAGAAGGCUCCCUAUGAAUCUCUUAUUAUUGAUGGUUUAUUCAUGGAGAUUCUUAAUUCCUGUUCGGAUUGUGAUGAGAUCCAGUUCAUGGAAGAUGGAUCCUGGUGCCCAAUGAAACCCAAGAAGGAGGCAUCUGAGGUUUGCCCCCCGCCAGGGUAUGGGCUGGAUGGCCUCCAGUAUAGCCCAGUCCAAGAGGGAAAUCCAUCAGAAAAUAAGAAGAAGGUUGAAGUUAUUGACUUGACAAUAGAAAGUUCAUCAGAUGAGGAGGAUCUGCCCCCAACCAAGAAGCACUGUCCUGUCACCUCAGCUGCCAUCCCAGCACUACCUGGAAGCAAAGGAGUCCUCACAUCUGGUCACCAGCCCUCCUCGGUGCUACGGAGUCCUUCAAUGGGCACAUUGGGCAGUGAUUUCCUUUCUGGUCUCCCACUACAUGAGUACCCACCUGCCUUCCCACUGGGGGCUGAUAUCCAAGGUUUAGAUUUAUUUUCUUUUCUUCAGACUGAGAGUCAGCACUAUGGUCCUUCCGUCAUCACCUCGUUAGAUGAACAGGAUGCCCUUGGCCACUUCUUCCAGUACCGGGGGACCCCUUCCCACUUUCUGGGACCACUGGCCCCCACAUUGGGGAGCUCCCACCGCAGCUCCACUCCAGCACCCUCUCCUGGCCGUGUCAGCAGCAUUGUGGCUCCUGGGGCACCCUUGAGGGAGGGACAUGGAGGACCUCUGCCUUCAGGUCCGUCUUUGACUGGCUGUCGGUCAGAUAUCAUUUCCCUGGACUGAGUUCCUUGGAUUAUGGAACCUUCACUCUCCUCCAACACUGAGCAAAUAUGCUGUGUGGAUCCCAACCCCUGGCUACUCUGACCCCUCAGGGGGUUUUGGCCAAAGGCCAGACAGACCUUCAAAGACACUUUUGGCCUCAUCUCUGUCUAACAAAGCCAGCACCAAAAGGUUAAUAUUUAACCUCUUUUAAAGGACAUUAGGGUCUAUUUUGGGGAAUGUUCUUUAGAUGGUGGCACAUUCCUUUGAUAUGUUAACCUAGGCAGUGGGAGGCAAAUGGGAUGGGAUGUGAGUUGGGGGAAGGGUGAAUCCUCAGCCUUUACUCUAUCUAGAGCCUCCUGGGGAAGGGGUCCUUUUCUUUACCCUGAGAUGCCCUCUCCAUCCCCCAAACCCAACCAUUCAUACUUUUCAUGUCCAUUCCGUUCCCUUUGGCCACACAGGUGGCAAAAUAGAGACAGACAGUUUCAGAGAUGGACAAAAAACUUUAUUUUGUGUUGCAGAUUUUUUGGUACAAAAACAGAAAACCCCAAAAUACUCCAAAGAUGACUUUCCCUGCCUCCUACUUCCCAGUAUGACUGAGUAGGAGAUAAGGCCUUAGUCAAGAUCCCCAGGGGUUUGAGAGCAGGGAGGGCCCAGCCUAUUGCCGGGUCCCUCUCUAUUUAUAUAUUUAAGUUCACAAUGUUUCCUAACACUGAUCAGCCUGGGGCCUAUGCGUCUAGAGGCUCAUGGCCCUGUGGUUUGCCCUGGCUCAUUUUGCACCUUUCCUGGGAGGUAGGAGGACUUCGUGUCCUCCUUCCCGAUCUCUUUUUUUUCUGGCUCCUCAAGGGCCUAGGACCUAUGUUGUAAUUUUACUUUUUAUUUUCAAAGUUGUAGCAAAGUUCUCACCCAUAAUAAAGGUUGUGAAUGUUAUGUGAGUGUCAUGGAG
Messenger RNA from Sciurus carolinensis (gray squirrel), 3015 nucleotides. RefSeq names its product protein inhibitor of activated STAT 3 (gene Pias3). The record is from RefSeq and is a predicted model, not a curated record. Lineage: Eukaryota; Metazoa; Chordata; Mammalia; Rodentia; Sciuridae. Bases 216 to 2093 code for a protein of 625 amino acids. The transcript has 15 exons. Gene Ontology annotation, molecular function: SUMO ligase activity; transcription coregulator activity; zinc ion binding. Gene Ontology annotation, biological process: regulation of transcription by RNA polymerase II; protein sumoylation.